This is a messenger RNA of Penaeus indicus, 14281 nucleotides long. RefSeq names its product bridge-like lipid transfer protein family member 1. The coding region runs from base 12 to 12575 and encodes 4187 amino acids. The transcript has 66 exons. NCBI's taxonomy places the organism in Eukaryota, Metazoa, Arthropoda, Malacostraca, Decapoda, Penaeidae. The record is from RefSeq and is a predicted model, not a curated record. Gene Ontology annotation, biological process: synaptic vesicle endocytosis.
GUGGUCAUGCCAUGUUCAGCUCAGAGGAACGAUCUUUAGAUGAAGAGACCCUUGAGUAUGCUUGGUUGGUGGAGCUCACCAUCGGAACACUCAAAGGCAAACUUACAACGCCUCAGCUCCAGAACAUCCUUACAGCUUUAGAAGCCUUUUUGCUGACUGUUGAGGACAUGGAGAACAGUCUACGUCAUCCACGACCCUACAUGUUCUGCUAUCAUAAUACCCCACAGCCACAGUGCAUUCAUACCACUGCAGACCACUUUUGUCCUACUACAGAUGCUAUAAAAUACAAGAUGGUACGAGCUUCUGUAGAUGGUCUUAAUUUGAAUUUGGUGGAAUCUGGAACCAUUCUAAGUAUAGAGGUUUAUCCUAUAAGGGUAGCAACAUGCAAUCUUCAUGGUCAGCAUACAAGGUCUGGAAUUACUGCCCAUAUCCAGAACAUAAGUGCACGAAACUACAUCUGUGGUCAGUCUGGCCUAAAAGAGAAUGGAGGACGUAUAGAGGUGGCUUCCACAUGUGGGACUUCCACAAGUGGUGCUGGUGGUGGUGGACUUGGCUUGGCUGAUGUGUAUUCUGAUGUUUGGCUUGAGUCCUCUGCUGUUAUGCUGGGGCCAGUGUAUGUUGAUGCAGCAACCAGUAUGGAUGUCUUACACCAUGACAUGCAGCUUAUCCAACACAAGUUCCUUAAACUGCAUGAUGAAAAGACUAAGCGCCUGUGGUUCCUCUGGGCUCAGGAGACCACCAAGGUAUCUGCACAGGUAUUUGGCAAGUGUGGCUGUGUUGGAGGCUGUGCCUUCUUUGGAAACAACAGGAAUGGAUUGCUGUUCUUCAAGCCAGGAAAGCAAGACUUUUAUAAUGGCUUGAAUAUAGCCCAGUUGAGAGUAAAUGAGAGAACAGAGGACCCUGGUUAUGGCCAAAGUAUUCUUCAGGAAGGUCAGCUUGUAUUUCAGAGUGGAGCAUAUUCUGAGCUUUCUCAGAGCCAGUAUGACUCGCAUGCAACUGCUAGUAAAGAUCACUAUGCUCUCAGCUCUGGCUACAUGAAGAGUGCAUCUCCAGCCACUCCAGCAGAUAUACAUCGCGGAAACAGUGCUCUCCAUCAUAUUUCAGACUUACAUUGUACAGAUAGACUAAAUCCACGACACCAUUACCAGAGGGAAGUCUCAGUUACUAGCCAUGAUUCAGACCACCAUAUAGUAGAUAUGGAGUCCAGGAGCCCCAAGGGAGCUGAUGAAUCCAAGGAUGUGGUUCUGGGUGUACCUGGAGCAUCUCCUGGUAGUCUAUCAGACCUAAGACGGUCUGUGGAUAAUGUGAAUAGUGCAAGGCAAUCAAAGAUGCCUUCUAGUUUGUCCCUGCAAACUGAACUGCCACUGCAUGCAGCCAGUGGUCCCAGGCUGUCAGUGAGUGGAAUGAGAGAGUCAAAUUCAAAGCAGUCACUGUCUAGUCAGCAGAGUCUUUUGACUAGUGUGCAAAGGACCAUCUCUAUUGGUAGUGAAACACAGUCAGAAGCUUUCUUUUCAGCCAAUGAAGACCAAAUGACUGUCAUUGGAAAUGGAGAAGGAACAUUGUCAAGAGUAUCAUCGCAACUGAGCCUGCAGCCAGUACUGGAAGAUCAGCAUUCACAGAUAAGGACUGAUCUCUCCAGUGAGACAUCAACACCUCCAACCCCACAUCAUGAUCCCAGUAAACUUACCAUCAGUUCUGGAAGUUAUCAUAGUACUGAGGAAGGCUACAAAAACCAAUCAUCUUCCUGUAGUAGAAGUAGACAUGAUAGUAGCAGAAGCACAAGCAGCUGUAGUAGCAGUGGUCACAGUCCAUGUUUAGACCACAGCCAAGCAUCCCUCCUGCAUUCACUUGGCUCUGAGUCUUCGAGAGGAUCUGAAUACCACCAACCGAAGAGAUCCAGAAAGAAGAGGGAGAGGAUUCAGGCAUCACUGGACUGCAGUGGAGAUAGCAGUUCUGAGGUUGGAAGUGUAUCUAGCACGUCCUUCAUAUCUGCAGUUUCAUCUCAAGAGGACAUUGCCCUUGUAGAUCUUCACAUGCAACUCAACAAACCAAUUACUGACUCUCCACUUCUCAUGUCUUCCUAUAUUAACCACAUGACUCAACUUCGAUGUUUGAACUGGGACACCCCGAUGCCAAGCUUCAAGGCCUGCAAUUGUGGAGCUCCAGAGUGUCACAUUCCAGUCUUUGAGAAAAUAAGUGAAGGCUUCACAGCUAUCAGGAUGGUUGACAGUGGAAGAUUGGCCCCCCCAAGGUCUCCUCCACCUGCAUCAGGUCGCACACCAUCACACCCUUAUACCUGGGAUACUCCAAUAUUCACAUGGGGAGAUGCACAGGAUGAGAUGGGCCAUGAGGAUUCACAGGAUGUGGUUGGUGGGGUAUGCGAUGCUAAUACUACACGUACCACUGUGGUAGUGAAGCUGAAGAAGGAUAUAGACAUAACACUUUCUCCAAUGGCCCUAGAAUCUGCCCAACUAUUUAUUGAGGCUCUUACACCAGUGAUGGAGCAGCUGCAUCCCAUGUCAAUUAUCAACCGUGCACACAUGAAGUCAUUGUCUGCAGUUGCGGGGCAGAAUACCCUCAAAAAGGAACGUUACAUGUACUGGUCUCGGCUUAGAGAUAAAAAAGUAGCAGGAACACCCGAACAAUCGGCAGUCCUAAGCACAACCUACCAGGAGAGUUGUUUCAAGCAAAUGCAGGGACAAGUCACAGUGCCAAGGGUGAACAUUACACUACUGCAAGCGUCCGUGGUAGAGGAAGUUAUAUCAUUCUCCGCCCUUGAUAACAUACGGGACUUGACAUGUGUGUCUUUAUUCUCCGUGUGCCUGGAUAAUGUUAGCCUUCAGUUUUAUUCUGGACACCAGUCAAAAAAGUCAGUCCAUAUGUACAUGAGGAAUCCGCAUGAUCCAGUUAUGCAAAAGAAGGGAAAAGGUAAAGCAAGACAUGCAGUUGAUUUACUAGCAGAACCAGUUUACAUUGAGACUUCUGAGAAACAACAGGAGGAAAAUAUGAUGUCUGUUGAUGUGAACAAGAUGCAUGUCCAGCUGAGGCGCCUCAAGAAUGAAAGUGUUUUGCUAAAGGAUGCUAGCAUAACAGCAGUACCAAACCACAGAUCUAAAGUAUUGUUUACCUUCAAGCGCUGCGCUCGUGUGAACAGCGAGGAAGGAGACAUUGGAGGCUCAGCAGGAACCCCAGUUAUGGAAGAUGACAGAAUGGGUUUCAUUAUGUUUGAGGCAGGCUUGGAGAAUGUUGCAUUAAGAGCUGUAAAGAGAAAAGGCUUUGGCCAGCAGCCUGAAGGUGGGAAGCUUGAUGGUACUACAGCAGGAGGAAACAAUGGAGCAACUACGUCAGCAUUUAGUGGCGCUGGUCAGAGCUCAAGCUCUGCACCAGGGACUGCCACAAAUGAGCCUACAAAGACAGGACCUGAGAUCCGCAAGGACUUUUCUGAACGACUAGGAUCGUCCUCUGUCUCUCAGAUGUCUAACAUGUCAAGCCAUUCUGGAGUCCCCCAUUCCAAUUCAUCUGCUGCAAAUGAAAGUGUGAAAGAUUUACCAGUAGUACAGACCAAAGACAAACGUGAUAUUACAUCUUUCAUGGUGGAAUUGAGGACUGUUUGGUUCAAUUUUGCUGCCCCUCCUCACACUCCUUUCACUAAGAAAAUUGAUUUCACAAGACUGGACUGGAAUUUGCUUAGUACAGCAUCUCCCUCAAUCAAUGCCUGGAUGAACCCAAGUGACCGACUCACUGUUGCAGUCAUCCAGUUCCUGCAUGCCUCAGAGAUUCGCAGACUGGGGGUCAUGGCCUCCCUUAUGGCAGAAGCUCUUGAUGUGCAGAGUCUGCAUGUACCUGUCAAGAAUAAGUAUGUCAAGCUGAUGCCCCUUAGUCAAACUCUCCAAGAAGAUCCUUCUUGUCAGUUGUGCACAGUGUUGCGUCGUUAUGUUCUGCAGUCAUCUUCACGCACCAUUGAGAGCAACUUAACACCACAACAUCUUCCCAAGCUUGCUACUCUGAGACAGGGUGUAGUGGUACUAAGUCGGCAGUGGAAGAAUGCAUUGUAUAUGCCACUGUUGAUGGAACAAACAUUUAGAAACAAGCAAGCACGGCCAACAUUUAAUUACAGGUCAAAUGCAGCACCAGAGGGUCGAGCAACACCAAAGUUUGAUCCGACCCUAAUAGCAACUGAAGUAACAGAUGAGAAAACAACGCUUCUUGAGGCUGAAGGAGGGUCACUACACUCCCGACAAGCGCAGGAUUCAGAUGGGAGUGGCACUCUUGGAGGUGAAGAUGUCACUGAGGGAGUACUGAGUUCCAGCUCGACCCAGCUCCCUCCCAGACGCUCUCUCCCAUCCUACCCACCUCGCUCUUCAAGGGCAUCAGUCAUUCUGCCUGUUUUCAACACCAACUUCGAAUCCCCUGCUAGAUUCCAGUUUCCAAAAAUUGGAGCAGGCAUUGGUGGACACCUGGGAUUUUUGCGCGGAGGUAACCAGGCUCGUGGUGGAGCAGCAGAUGAUCGCAGUAGGGGCAGCCACACCUCUGGUUCAGAUCAAAUUUCCUCAUCUAGUUGUGAAGGUGUUGGGGGAUCAGGCAUGGGAACACCGAGUCGGCCUCCCACAGUGGGUUGCGAGAAAGAUCAUGACGAUCUUUACAAUUGGAUGGUGCGGCAGCAGGAGUACACCCAUGCCAAUGAUGGUACUAAGCCCACUGUGACUUUUCCUCAUCAAAGUGGCCUUCAUACAGUAAAUGAAGGAGGCAGUGAUCGCCGUGAGCAUCAUCCUAUUAAGGACUCAAAUAUAAUGCCUGAGCCUCAGGGUGCCCACUUCCUUGAGGCUCAUGUGAUCUUUGAACCAUUGCUCUCUGCAAUUGGUGUAAUAACACAACAGGUAACAGGAGGAGCCCUCGAGCAGCUGGGAUCAAACGUUUCCAUCACUGCGAGUGUUGAGACUCUCCGCGUGGACAUCAUUGAAUCUGAAGCUUCCAAACUAAACAAGAAGAAGCGCAAAACUGGCCUUCAUCCAGGUAACACACCUGCAACAUCAGGGGACAACUCAGAGGUUCCUGGUAAAUUCUUCCUGGAUAUUGGCAGUGAAGUCCCAGCUUUCCUAUGUGAACGUGUUGGACUUGAGAUAGAUGUCAGCAAAGUAGCCGAUGAUUCUCGAGAAUGGGUCACUCACCAGCCAACACUUUUUGUUUCAAGAAGUGCCCUGAAACAACACACCUCAACCAUGGUUCACUUCUCUCUGAAUAUCCAUUAUAUUGCUCAGCAGGUCAAUAUGCCCCUUCUAAGACUACUACACCAAAUUAGUUCAAUGUAUCAGAAUGCCAGAGAAACGCAGUUGGGAUUGCGGGAACAGAGACCAACUCGCACUAAGGACACCAAUUUACCUCCACAUCACAAAGAUGGUUCUUAUUCAGAACUACAUGAGGGAGAAUAUAAGGGAGCAGAAUAUAGCAUCAGCAUCAGUGAGGAGCAGGCUACUGUGUCAUCAUUAGCUGGCAUAAAGGGUCCACGGGGGUCAGUUGUCUCAUCCCUCUCUGCACGCAUAUCCCCACAACCUCCAACCUCUCGAGUCAUGAGACCACAGAGUUUUGCGCAGAGGUUCCGAUCCUCUACAAAAAUGAGCAAAGGUUAUACCAAUCUUGGGGCUGAGCGUGGCACAGGCAGCCCACUCUUCAGUAUCAGUGUAAGUGGCUCUGGUCUGGAGGGAGCCACCAUCUGCUCUUCAGACAAGUCGCCCUUGCUUGGACCUGCUGAGGCUCCAACACCCAUCCCAGCAGCCUCUGCAACUCCCAAGUGCUGGAGGAAUAUAUAUUAUCUUCUGGAUCUGUACACCACCACUCCAGAAACAAAGACAGUACAGCAAAGGACAUCAGUAGCAGGAGAUGCAUCAGAGGGGUACAAAGGCAGCCGCAAAUAUGAUAUUCUCAAAGAGAGUAAGCAGGUUGAUGUAGAGGCUGGAAUCACCAGCUCAGUCAGUGCUCCACCCCUUGUUGCUGAGAAAACAAAAGAUAUUGGCCUGAUAUCAGGAGAACGGACACCUCUUGUAGUGUUUGGAUUAGCUAAGAUUCAGCGAACCAAGCUGCUUGCUACACUCAGUGGUCUAAAGCUUGAAGCUGAAAUGAAUGCUGUUCAUUCAUCUCUUACUUUCAGAGAAAAAGUAAGAGGAGCUCGAACGCAGAUAAGAUCUACCCAGCGCACAACCUCAGAGCUCUCGCACACAGGCCAUAUUGGAAGCACUAUGAUCGUGCUCUUGGAAGGCAUUGCUCCGAAUCAGCAGACUGUUGUGAGAGUAACUAUUGGGAAGAGCCAAGGACUCUACUCAAGCCUUUCUCGCAAAACCAAAGACAAAAAUUCUGCCCUCAUCACCAUUGGCGAAGUUCAUGUCGACAUUCCUCAGCAUCCUGUGAUUCUGCAUGACAUGAUGACACGUGGAACGAAGCAGCUCUCAAGUACUUUGAUGGAACUGCGAGUUGCUCGUCCCAGUGCCCGAUUAAGCCGAGGAGCCACGGUUGACGAACCAGAUGUGACAGCUUCCCCACGGCCACCACAAGAACCUCCAGGCCCUCAGGAACCAUCACCCCCAGAUUCAUUGCUGCAUCCACUUGUGAUACAGUUCUCCAUUCUACUUCAGAGUCUUAGUAUCCAAGCAGCUUUGUUGCCAUCUCUGCAGGCACAGUAUCGAAUGGAACAAGUCUCUAGUUUAGGAAUAACUGGUUCAAAGGCCAAGUUCACCGUACAUCUCCCCACACACCACCUGUCAUUUUCGACAAGGCUGCAGGGAUUGCCAAGUGAAACUCACCUACCAUCAUCAGCCAGUAUCCAGCUACCACAAGUACAUGUUGAGGCAGAGUUUAUUCAGGAUGAUGACAGGCAUAGUGACCAACAUGCAGCAGCAGAUGGGAUGGUGUUGCGCGAGGGCAGCUACCUUAGUGCUGUGGCAGAAAUUGGUGCUCUGGAGCACAGCCUGACCACAGACCUGCUGAAUCACCUGGUCUUUGUGCAGAAAGUGUUCAUGAAGGAAGUUAAUGAAGUUGUGCAGAAAAUGGCUGGAGGAGACAAACCAGUGCCUCUGUGGACUGAGGAGGGACCAAGCCAUGUCACUCAACCUCGUCGCUUGCUCUUCACUCUGCAGCUGCGACUGAAAGGUAUCAUCAUCACAGCAACAACUCCAACUCAGUCUGCUGUGAGGUUGGAAACAGGAGUCGUUGAAUUGCAACUGAGCAAUCGAGUGGAGAACAUCAGCCGUCCAAGCCACACAUUCUCUGAUCCAUCGCAGCCUAUGAAGAUUUUUGGAAAGGCUCAGGUGGACAUCAAUUUAGCUCUGGGCCAACUCCUAAGGAAUGACAUGUUUGAAGAAGCUGAGCCGGAGUUCCAACAAUUGGCAUUCUUCCGCACCAGAAUUUAUUUAAGGAAUGCUCUUUAUAAUGAGAUGAUGAGCGUAGGUGACGAUGGUGAAGUUGUGCUCAUUACCCUCACACGACCUCUAGUGUGUGUUCAGCCUCUUGCUGUGGACAGGGCUGUCCUUGUUUGGCUGAAUUACAAGAAUGCCUAUGAAUAUUGGAGUGAACAACGCGCUUCUCUCAAUAAGGAAGUGUUGACAGCUACACAGCAAGUCUUUGAGAAAGUUCCUCAGUUUUCGUCCCUCUCAUCAGCAGCUCACAUAAAGAACAAUGUUUAUCUACAGCUGACAGUAGAUGACAUUGGUAUAUGCCUUCCACUUAACCCAUGUCGCACUGUAAGCCAUCAGGUUGAUUCAACAGAGACACGAGAUGCUCUUGUGGUGACACUUGAAAGCACUAUCAUAUCUGCCUGUAACUCUGGCUCUCUGGUAUGUAAGGCUCGCUUCAAAGGAUUUUGCAUGCGGUUUGCACCAGAGUUUGAGACAAGCCUUGAUGACUGGAAGCCUGAUUUCAAGGACCCAACAAUCAACUUGUGUACUGUAUCUGAGGGCACAUAUGAAGUGUGCAGCCGUACUGUUGCAGGACACCCAGAAAAAGCAGAGAAUGCUAAGUGGCUUCUGAAUGUCAUGUGGCAGAUGGAAGGAGUUGACCUUCAUCUAGAUGUCAACAUUGGGAAACAUUUGAGUGCCUUGGCUCGCACACUAACCAUGUUGACAGGUGCCCCAGACACAGCCAUACCCCAAUCUAGUUAUGAUUCUGAUGAUGAUGAUGACCACACUGACCAUUCUUCUUCACAGCAAGAAUCAGCUUCAGGAAGAAGACAGAUAGCACUUAAUGAAAGCCUCCCAGCUUUCAUAUUUGAUCCUAACCUCGAUGCCAGACAGCGAGCCAAGCUUCUGGAGAUAGAAAUGAAUGAACAGGCGAAGACUGUCAAUGAUUUGAAGAUGUUAGGUGCUUCAGCCUCUACCAUCGAGCAAGAAAUGCGACGCCUUCAGGAUCUGGAAGCAGUUGUCUUCCAUGACUUCCGUCGUGAUGUGAUCAAGAAGCUACGCAGACAGAGUGUUAAGGCAACCUCAAUGAAGGACCGCCUUGGCCUGGGCCCCAAGUCUCAUCUUAGGUCCAAGAGCUUCAAGGUGCCCUCACCAACCAUCGAAGUUAAGGAACCUGUGCACUGUGGAAGUCGGGGGAGCAUUGACCAAGCUUCCAUUAGUGUAGACAGCUCUCCCUGCCACACUGCUUCCACUAAUGACCCUGCAGCUCAGAAAGUAAAAUUUGUUGAAGGAUCGACUAUUGGGCGGCACUUGUCGUUCACGAGUGGCUCAUCAGACUCUUACCCCACGGAUGAAAUUGACAACUCUGAUGUGUUCCUGUCAACACCAGGGCAUGGCAGAACCCCAACACCUACAAAUGUAUCUGAUACAGAAACAGAAACUAUCACUAUCACUAACUUCAGCAGCAGUGACAAUGUAGGCAGCAUGGAGAGCAAGAGCUGUGGGGGUCUGAGUGCACUGGUGACCAUGCUGGACCAGGAAGGGGGACAGACUGCAGAAGCCGGUGAAGGGAGAGGCAUCACCCACGACGAAGGGGGUGGCACCGGCAGCACUCCGGGAACUGGUACAGCACCCUUGUCUGGUCAUUCAAGCAGUCACAGCUCAGGCCCUAUUACUCCAGGGGGACUAGGAUCAAGUAGUUCAGGCACUGUUAAACCACAGGACCCAAGUAUAGACCUGGAGCUGGAUGUGAGAGUAUGCAUUAGUUCUGGAAUGUGCAAUCUUUAUACACGUUGCAUCUCAAGAGAAGAAGAAAAAAGGAUGAAAAAAGAAAGAAGUUUUUCUGGUGGUAUAUCUGAAACCCCAGGAAGUCCUGGAUCAGUUCGCAAAAAGAAUGAAGGUCGACCCAAUAUCUCUUCAAACAAACUGCGUGCUCCUCCUCCACCAUCGCUUUCAGUAUCAGCUGACACAGUGUUCUACAUUCCUGGACUGGAUGUGAAGGUACAUUAUGAGUCACACAACAUUCAUGAAGAGACACCAGUAGGAAGUGGUGGAGGCCUCAGUGAAGGCGCAGGGUGGUCACCAGCUGGAGUAGCAGGCUGUGGUGGGAGCCAAGGGGGAAGUACAUCAAGGAAGAGUGCUGUGGGGGCAAGUGGCAUGAAGAGAGCUUCUCUCUUUACUUGGCUUACCUUACAGAGUAUACAAAGAGAGACAACAGUGAGCCCGAACAUUUUGGAAUUUUUGGAGCUAGCUCUGGAGCCAUUACCUUUACCUGAGCCUCAACACAAAUCACCUGUUGCAUCUCAAGAACCUGAGCCAGUGUACAAUGUAGAAGUGGAGGCAACAACAGCAGGUGGAGGUGGAGGUGUUCCCUACGUUUAUGCUUCAUUCCCUGUAGAUGUGGUUGUCUACUUCCACAUGCAGCCAUCAACAAUCAGAUUUUCUUGUCAACCUGUAUCUCGUGUGGAAUGUCUUCUGCAGCUUCCAUCCCUGAACUUGGUGUUUUCUUCAAAGAGAGCUGAGGAUGGCACAAUGACUGGAUUGGACAGCAAACUGCAAGCAACCAUCGGAGGGCUGAGUGUCACAGGAGUCCUGGAAGACUUUUCCCUUUAUGUCUUCCAUCCUUAUGGAGGGAAGCAGCGUGGGGCAACUGGUGCUCCCUAUCUGGCGACAUCUCCCCUGGCUGCACUCACUGACAGUGAACGAAAGGACUCCCUCAGUGUCAUGGUGGAAUUUGUGAAGUUCCACAUUUCAAGAUCACGCAAGAUAAAUUUCAAGCCAGAGACAAAUACCAAAUUGAAAUCUGCGAACACUCUUGAUUCUGCCAAGGCCAUUAUCAGAUUCUCAACAAUCAUAGAUAUUGGGGCAGCGCACUUCAAAUAUGACAUGCGUAGGCUGACAGAGAUCCUGGCCUUCCCACGGGCAUGGUACAGGAGGUCUAUUGUAAGGAGGCUAUUUCUUGGAGAUUUUACUGGAGGUGCAGUCUCCAGUGAGUGGGAUGAGACAAGUCCAGCUACAGCAGCAGACUCUCCAGGAAACCACAAUGUUCCCCCAAAGCGUCACUCCUCCAGCUCGGCUGAGGGUACUGAUCUGAACCGUCGUGAUAACGGUAGCAUAAGCAGUGGCAGUGGAGGAAGCCAACAGACACCUACCACCUCAAGCCAGCCACAUGGUACUGCUGGGGCUGGCAGUCGGGCCAGGGACAAGCUAAGGCUCAAUUUUGAUUCUGAUAUUAACAUUAGAAAAAGCCCAAAAUUGUCGGCAGGAAAGAAGGAAGGAAUAAAUGACAAGGAAAAUGACAUAGGUAAUGGGAAUGUUCCCGGAGAAGCCACAGAUAGCAAAGCUGAAACCAGGUCAGGAGAGGACACAGAAGCCACAGGGACGACACAAGGGAUGAACAAGUCUGGCUCCUGGGAGACUCUGGUUCUCUUUGCUGUGAAUUUUACACGGCUUGGAGUACAGAUGAAUAUGGGGAAUGUCAUGGGAAAUGUCGUAUGGACAACCAAAGACUUCAAGGCAGAUGGAAGACUCUCCAUAGGCAGCACUGGGCACAAGAACAUGUAUAUUGGUCUUGGUCUCGGUGGCUCGGGCCUGGAUGCUAAGGGUGGAAUAGUUGGUGGCAUUAUUGAACUCUCAGAAAUCAAUAUGUACUUAAAAAUAAGGGAAGAUCCAGGUAUGGAGCCAGACCACACCAUCGGAGUAAAGCUGUUUGCAUCACAGUCCCGUCUGGAUUACAUGGGCACCAGUGUGCUGAUGGGGCGAGUGUCAUCCUUUGGGGUCACAUUACGGGAUGAGUGGAAGCUGAAGCAGUGUGCUGAAGGGGAUGAGGAUACCACUCGAAGAGGGGCAACCAUCUUCAUCCUUGGAGACUUAGAGUGGGAUCAGCUGCAAUUGAUCAUCAGUAAAUCCACCACAGCUGACUUGCUGAAAAUGCAUCAUAAACUGGAUGAAUUCUUUUCACAGCAGUUCAAGUCCAGCAAACGUGUCUUUUCAUCUCUCCAACCAACAAGACACAAGUCUUCAGUGAAGCACAGGCAUAAGGAUGGGAACCGAAAAAUGGCUAAUGUUCUAGGAAUGCCAAGCGGUCAGGAUGCACGCCAUCAUAGACACUGGCAGGGAGUCCUACACAGAGUGUCUGGGCUGAGACUAACUACUCUGCCACUGCCUUUGCCAGACUCAGGAACUGUCCUGGGAGGGUCUUUGGAGCUGCAUGGGAAAACCAUAUCCCUUGCUUGCUUCCAUGGGUUAAAUUUCAAAAGCAAAUCAUGGGCUUUGUUCAGCCUUCAGGAACCAUAUAUCAACUUUACCUCUGAAGUUCAGGAAGUGCCUGGAGACCCACCACGUGAUACACACAUUGUACAGAAUCUGACAUUCAGCUUAGGAGUCAUGGAGCAGACUCAUGCUCAGCAUGUCUCCAUGGCAACAGUUUGUCGCAUAACUAGGAAUAUGGUGUUCCCUCCUCAAUUCCGCACAAUACAGGAAUGGUUCCACUAUGCAUUCUGUACUUCUGAACUAGACAAUGUGGACCGUUUCCCAUCUCUUGAUCGAAGUGAUAGUUUACCAUCCUCUUCAACUGAGGGAAAACGAGCCUCCACACGACUCCAAGAUCACAACCACUCCUCAGAGACUGUGUUUGCUUUACCGUCAAUGCAAAUUCAUCUCACAACCAAACAUUUACAGACAGCUACCACACCAGACUUUAUGGAUGAAAAACCAAAGGUGGAGUGUUCUCUUGUGACUGAAUUCCAGGACCACAUUUUUGUUGCUGUUGAUGCUGAGAAUUUCUUCUUUUUACAUGAUCUCAUUUCAUCAUAUGUUAAGGACACUAAAGAGAAAAUGGCAAGGAAAACAAAAGUGGGAGCAGAGCCAGAGAGCAAAGACAACGGGGACAAGAAACCCAAAGUUGUACGAGUCAACGAGCCCACGCAGCUCCUGCAGCAGGAUUGGAGGGAGUUUACUUGUGGCACGUGGCAUCUGGAGCCCACGGUCAGACUGCUGUCAUGGGCCACAAAGAAUCUGGAACCUUAUGGAGUAGACUACAUCCUGCAGAAACUGGGAUUCAGUCACGCAAGAACCACAAUACCCAAGUGGCUCCAGCGAGGAUGCAUGGAUCCUCUGGACAAAGUCUUGUCAGUUCUCAUGUUCCGCAUGAUAGCUGCCAUAUACGAUCAUGAUAGUGCCAAUAAAUGAUAAUUUGCAGUGUGAACAUUGCCAAGAUUCUCUCUCUUUUUUUUUUGUAAAAUGUUUGCAGAUGCUAUGAUCAAGCUCGGUGGUUUCUGUAGGAGAAAAAGUAUGAUAUGGAAUACUCUGUUUCUAUUGUUGUAUAAUGAUUUUUAGAUUAUGUGUUUAUGGAAUACAUGAAAGUAAAAAAUUCAUAGAUAAAGAUGGAUAACAGUGGAAGUAACCUAAAGACAAAACAGUUUAUCAGUAGUACCUUUGAGAUUUUAUAAAGUAUAAAGGUAAUAUAAUUGCAUAGGUGCAGCACACUGCAAUAAAGCCAUUUCUUUUUGUGGAGUUGUGAACACAGACAUGUUAGUGCAAUGAAUAACUGAAUUAAAUACUAAUGAGUGUUAGACCAAAUGCAGACUUGAAGGAUGAGUCACUUUAUUGAUGUAAAAAUUUUAAUAUAUAUGGUUAUAUAUGUGCAUAUAUGUGUGUGUGUGUGUGUGUGUGUGUGUGUGUGUGUGUGUGUGUGUGUGUGUGUGUGUGUGUGUGUGUGUGUGUGUGUGUGUGUGUGUGUGUGUGUGUACAUGUGCAUGUGUGUGUGUGCACGUGUGUGUGUGUGCACAUGUGCGUGAGCAUGUAUGUGUGUACCUGUACCUGUACCUGUACACGUUUGUUUGUUUAUUUGUUUUGUGUUUGUUUGGGAGAGAGAAAAAAAUAGAGUGAUUGUCUGUAUGUGCAUAUGUGUAUGUGUGGGAUAUAUACAUAUUUAUUGCAACAUUCAGAAAUAGACAGUAGACUGGAUAAACAGACAUAUGGUCACUUGCCACAUACAACUAGUCGUUUAAGCCAAGGUGUAGAGGCAGGGGUGUUUUCACAUGCAGCUGCCAGGAAUGGAAAGUGAGUGAUUGCAUAGUUGUUGCAAGCCUUCCUGUAUACAAACUGCAUUAUUAUCAUAUGUUUUAAAAAGACAUAAUACUGCUCAUUAUAUUUUGAUACAAUAUUAGCCAAUAUCCUGUAUGAUGUGAGGCAAGUAUGUAUAGCAUGUUAUUUUAUACAGUAUUAUUUUGUAUAACAUAUCAACAUGUGAUGUGAUUAUUAUAUAUAAUUUUGUUAUAGAUUUGGAACAUCACCAUGUAUGUUUCAAAAUAUAGACCCUGUCAUAAUACAUACAGCUAACAGUUAACAUACAGGAAGUAUUGCAGCUGAAUUUGACAAUGCAGUUUUUCAUCUUCUCCAGUUGUCAGUGAAAACACUUCAUGUUUUUGAACCUUGACUCAAGUUUUAAUUUAUGUUACAAAGAUUUUGCCAUUUAUUUUCAUUUGUUCUCAAGAUUAAUCUGUGAUAGGUCCUACUUCAGAAAUGAUUUGCUUCAUCAAAAUGUGCUUUCUUUUCCCUGUGCAUCGGAACAGUGUCCUUUUUAUUAACAGUGCAAAAACAUUUUUUUUAUUUAGGAUGACUUCUUAGUCUUAUAUUCCUUUUGUUUAUAUAUUAAUGAAAAUUCCAGGUAAUAAAUAUCAUGAAUUGUUCUUUUAAUAAUUUUAUUGAAUAUUAUGAUAGAUAUGUAAUAAUUUGCCAGUGCUAUGAAAUUAAGUAAGGAAAUUGAAAACUAUGAUCUUGUGAUAUUAGUGGUUAUGAAAUUUCUUUGGUAUGAUAUCAUAGUUAUAAAAUUAAAAACCUUGUGUUCUUAGAUUUAUUUUGUUAUGUAAUAAAUAGUAAGGAUAUAAGAAUGU